This is a messenger RNA of Sporisorium graminicola, 1494 nucleotides long. RefSeq lists its product as uncharacterized. The record is from RefSeq and is a predicted model, not a curated record. NCBI's taxonomy places the organism in Eukaryota, Fungi, Basidiomycota, Ustilaginomycetes, Ustilaginales, Ustilaginaceae. The coding region runs from base 1 to 1494 and encodes 497 amino acids. The transcript has a single exon. Gene Ontology annotation, molecular function: hydrolase activity, hydrolyzing O-glycosyl compounds.
AUGAAGGUGCCUACGAUGAUAACAGCGACCUCUCUGGCAGUGCUCGCUCUUCUGUCCAACGUGGCAUGCGAGGACACACUCUCGCGUCGCGCUUCCCCCAUCGCAGCGAACGACUUUAUCCACGUCGACAAGCUGCGCCUCCGCGACUCUUCGAACAAGCUGCACUAUCUCACCGGCAUCAACUACUGGUCGUGCAUGAACCUCGCUGCCGACACCAAUGCCGGCGGUGACCAUCAUCGCUUCCUCACCGAGCUCGACCAGCUCGCCGCGGCCGGGGUCAACCACCUGCGCAUCAUGGCGAGCUCGGAAGGAAGCCCAACCCCGCAACCUUUCCGCAUGAAACCGGCGCUGCAACCGUCGCCGGGCGUGUACAACGACAAAGUCUGGGUCGGGCUGGAUCGAUGUUUGGCAGAGAUGGGCAAGCGCGGAAUGCGCGCGACGCUGACGCUGAAUGAUCAGUGGCAGUGGAGCGGAGGAUUUGCACAGUAUGUCAGUUGGGCGAAUGGGAAUGAGCAGUAUAGCUACCCGCCGUCGUGGAACUUCAGUGCUCCACCACAGAGGAGUGGAGCACCGGGUAGAGGGUGGGGGAGCUACACGACCACAGGCAGCUGGGCCGACUACGCUGCCUACGGCAACCGCAUCUAUACAGACCGCAACGCCGAGAAGCUGUUCAAGGCGCAUAUCUCCAAAGUCAUCAACCGCAGAAACACGGUCAACGGCAGGCUGUACAAGAACGACGCAACCAUCAUGACGUGGCAGCUUGCCAACGAGCCCCAGCCGGCCAACCAAGCCUCGUACUCUGGCCCCUACCACCUGCAGUACUCGCCGAACCCCUCGGACCCGCUGCUCGGCUGGGUCGACCGCAUCUCGACCUACAUCCGCACGCUCGCACCGCGCCAGCUCAUCACGACCGGCUUCGAGGGCAAGCAGGGCGAAUGGUACUGGAAGGCCGUCCACUCGCCACGCAACAUCGACUACGGCACGGUCCACUGCUGGGUCCAAAACUGGGGGGUGUAUGAUAUGCUCAACUCGUCCUCGGCCAACCUGGAAGCGGCCAAGCAGUUUGCGACGCAGUUUAUGGGCAACGCCUCGCGGUGGGCGAGCGAGGUGGGCAAACCCGUGUUGCUCGAGGAGUUCGGCAUGGCACGCGACAACUGGCAGAACAACGUCCAGGCCGGCGAGUACCAGUACGCCAGCAAAGCAACAACGAGCAACAAGGACAAUUACUUUGCGCACAUCAUCGGUCUAGCCGUGAAUAGCUUCAAGAGCCGCAAGGGUGGCUUCGUCGGCUCGGCACCCUGGAGUUACGGUGGCACCUACAGACCAGAGUCGCAAAGACAGAACCAGUUUGGCAUGUGGUGGGCGGGCGACCCGCCGCAUGAGGCUCCCGGAUGGUAUGAUGUGUAUGACAACGAUGAGGCGCUUCAGAUUGUCAAGAGACAGAAGGUGGCAGUGGAUCAGUGGAUAUCUGCUAACGGCGGAAGAAGAAGCUGA